Messenger RNA from Cantharellus anzutake, 3383 nucleotides. RefSeq lists its product as uncharacterized. The coding region runs from base 183 to 3152 and encodes 989 amino acids. Lineage: Eukaryota; Fungi; Basidiomycota; Agaricomycetes; Cantharellales; Hydnaceae. The transcript has 8 exons. Gene Ontology annotation, biological process: protein phosphorylation. Gene Ontology annotation, molecular function: protein kinase activity; protein binding; ATP binding. The record is from RefSeq and is a predicted model, not a curated record.
AUAGCCAAAGAGCAUAUUGGGAAUUGCCGAUACUUCGCUGGACCGUUCACGGCGCUAACGGAUGCUCCCCCCCCUAUUUACUCCUAUACCAUUUUUCGACCAUACAUAUGACAAUUGUGCUCGCGUAACCAGAUCACCACGCGACCUUGCGGACUUUUCACCACAUAUUACUAACCAUAGUCAUGGCAUUCCAGGAUGUGGAUUCAGCCCACAGGAGCCUUCGCAAUGAGCUCGCCCAGGCUGGAAUCCCAAACCUUGAGGGUCAUUUCACUUUCGAUCACACCGAACGAGUGGGCUGGGGCAGCUUUGGCGAUAUAUUCGUUGGGAAUUACCUUGGAAGUAGUGUAUGCGUCAAAAUAUUGAAGGAAAUUUCUGUGUCUGAUGAUAACAGAUGGGGGAAAUUCGUCAGGCGGCUGAACCGCGAGAUUCGGGUGUGGCGUGGCCUUGAUCACCCGAAUGUAGUCACAUUAUACGGAUGGGCCUCAGAAUUAGCGAGGGGAAGUAUCCGCGUGAGCUUGAUCUCGACAUGGUGUGACGGGGGGAACGUCAGAGAGUAUCUUCGUCAACAUCCCACCGCAAACCGCCAAGCCUUGAUUAGAGACGUGUGUCGAGGUCUUGAGUACCUCCAUUCCAACGGGAUCAUACACGGGGACAUAAAGCCUGACAACAUCGUUAUGAUGGAAGCAACCGGAGUAGCAAAAUUAUGCGACUUUGGUUUAUCAUCGCUCCUCAACGACCUUUCCAUAUACGGGCCUUCUUCGAGCGCGGCUGGGACUCUGAGAUAUGUAUCCCCUGAAUUGUUUUCCGGGGGGAAACGAAAUGAAGCAAGUGAUAUUUGGGCUUUUGGAUGUACUGCUGGAGAGAUAUUGUGCAAUCGACGCCCUUACCACUCCAUUGCUUCUGAUUGGCAGCUUCUGUCUGCUGUAACAUCUGCUCUCCCAUUCAAUUGGCCCGGCGCAAACGAUUUCGAGAGAUGCAUUGCUUCUUGCUAUGAACUUCGCUUGGACCGGAGACCGAGCAGCUCUGAGCUUUGCACCAACCUAGAAGCGGCUUUGAUGCAUUUGAACUUCGUGUCAUCUGCACCUUCCCUUGAACAUGCAAUCAAUUUCCUGCAACUGCUUUCCAACGUGCUUCAACUUGAAUCCCUCCCAAAACUCUGGAGAUAUACGCCCAGACAAAACACCCCUGGACUUGCUACUGAAUUCAAUAGAAUCAUAUCACCCAGCACUCAAUCUGCAUGCCGUGAAUGGUGUGAUGUCUUAUGUCGACUUCCCUGCAUGGAGCCGGGAAUCCUGGCCGCACUCGCUCGGGUGACGCCUGCGCUGCUUCACUGGGUCGCUGCCAUGGGAAUCAUGGGAGAGCUCAAUCGAGUUCUCGAGGGGCUAUACGAAUUGCGCGUGUGGACGGGGGACCACUCGUUCAAGAUGCUUGCCUAUGACCUCUAUCAGUUGACAAUCCAGUCUCGUGAGGCGAUUAGUGAAUGUCCCCUCUCCCUCCUGGGUGGUGGUCACCCCUUUGUUCCUGCCAAGAGUGUUCUGAGGUCGGCAUUCCCUAGAAUGUUUAGGACGUUUCCCAAAGCGAGAAUUGGAUCGACUUCGCGACUGACGGACCGCAUCUGGUCGGUACUAUAUACGAUACCGACCGAGGAUGAGUUUCCGUCCCUUGCAUUCUCUGCUAAUGGUCGCUACAUGGUCAAUGUUGAGAGAAACAGGCUUUCCAUCACUAAUUUGACGACCCAAGAAACCUCUGCCACAUUGGAGCAUGACAUCGAGCGCAGUGAAGCUAUCAUUUCUCCCGAUGGCCGUCUUGUUGCCUUCAGCUCGCAGGACGGCAUUUUCCGUGUAUGGCGUUGGGACAGAGGCAACACAUGUACGGAGCUCGAAGAGGACAGAUCCUACUGGCUCGGUGUCUUUUCCCCUAAUGGGGAGUAUCUUGCAAAGUACAAUGGGUAUGGGGUUCGCAUCUGGGAAACGUCACAUUGGGAAACUCCUGCAGUGAUUAAUGGAAAAAUCUUUGGAACGCGGGACGAUUCUUCCCCAUUCACGCCAGAUAGUCGUUACCUCGCUACCCUCGCUGAUUACUCGGAUCUCAGCAAACGCGUUCACGUUUUCGAUAUCACCACUCAACCAAUAACCCCCCUUUUCGAAACGGACUGUGCUGCUGGAACAAGCGUCAGUUUCUCACCUAAUGGUCAAUAUCUCGUUUUAGAAGAUAGUGAUUCUAUCCAUCUAUGGAUGGUUUCAACAUGGCGCAGAACCUAUACGUUUGAGGCGAGACCCUUCACAACCUCACCUGAUGUGACCCGCUUCACAACCUCGCCUGAUGGCCGUUACGCAGCUUCUCAUUCAGAUCCGAACUCUAUCACCGUGUGGGACAUUGUGACGCAGACAUCUAUUGAUUUCCAUUCUACAGGCAGUGGACUACCAGAGUUUAUAAAAUUCUCACCCAAUGGCCGUUAUCUUGCCUCAUUGGUUCGUGGUUGUAUUCGCGUCUGGGACGUUCGAAAGGGAGAUCACACGGUACUCGAACUGCUCACAUGGCCAUUAGUUGGGGAUGCACUGGAGAUUCGCUUUUCACCUGAUGAUCAUUACCUGGUCAUUUUUGGGAUCAGCUUGUCAUUAAUAGUAGAAGUGCCAAUGUGGAUCGAUCCAGCUAUCAUGAAAGGGCAUAACCGAGCGAUACAAUGCAUGCGACUCUCACCUGGUGGAAGGCAGCUAGUUUCAGCCUGUCCUUAUGACGUUCAGGUUUGGGACACCCUGUCCUGGACGAGUGUUUACCGGCCCGAAUGGGAUGCAGAAUCCUGCUCCAUUACUUUCUCGAAGGACGGCAGACUUAUCCGCAUUGAAGAUGCCACAACCGGAUAUUUUGAGAUACACAAUGUGUUUUCUGGAGAGAAGCUGGAAUACCCUCCACCAUGGGCCUCAACUGACGUCACUGUCUCUCCGCCACCACGGACGUCGGUUGUCUUAAGCCGAGAUGGACGGAGUCUAUGUUUCCUCCAAGGAGAUAAAACCAUUCAUCUGUGUUGGUUGCCUGAUUGGUUCAAAAAUAGCACGGAUGUUGAACAGUGUGAGGGAUUGGCGUGCGUGGGGGGCCAAGAAGGUGAAGUGCUGUUCUUACACAUGUCGAGGUUUGAAAUCCCAGACAUUUGACUCCUGACAUACGAGCCACCCUACGUGCUUGCAAUCCACAGGCUGACCACGUUCCAUGAAGGCAUCUCUCUCUAUGUCUGCGUAUCCACUCCAUCCUGCUGGAGAUUCACGUGCUUCACUCCUGAACUCACCCUCACGUUCCCGCCUCCAAUUUGUCAUUACUGCAGAGACAGACACUAUACUUCGAUACUACCAGUUCUUGAAACGCGGCAUCUUCUGGCAUAUAUAACC